AUUGAAGUUCUGUAAACAAAAACAAAAAAUAGACCGAUGUUAUUAUUGUAGGGUAAUUUUGGUAGCUUUUAAUUUGAAAUUUCUCUUCCUGGUCAAUACCGGAAGUGUGUCUUCACAGUUGCAGGUUGCAAGCAUAGACAUGCAUGUCUGGUUGCAAGUGCAAGCUGCAAUUUACAGAAACUAGCUGUACUGCGCAUCUUCCAUUUAUCUCCGUGUAAACCCGAAUUGUAUCUUUUCGCUGGUAGGUGAUAUACUAUUAAGCCAGCUACUGAAAUACACACAACCCUUUUUUUGGUGUCUUUGAAACUGAGAAUGCCACUGGAGCUUAAACGUUUGCUCGCUUCUGGACUUAAUUCCCUCGAACCCCUCGAUUCAGGACUGAUGGACGUCCUGUUCAGGCGGGCAGGCAGUGCAGCCCUGCACCUGGUCCGGAGACAUGGGAUAAUUACCCACAACGCCGCCGUGCGGCGUCACAGGAUGUCCGUGGCGACGCUAGCGGCCCGUCGCUGGAAGAGCAGCACGCCUGUGGAGUUCUCCCAGGAGGACCUGCGCAAGCGCCUUACCCCCCUCCAGUACAGCGUCACCCAGGAACGGGGCACUGAAAGGGCUUUCACUGGGGAGUUCUCUGAGCAUCACGAAGAAGGAACCUACACCUGUGUUGUGUGUGGCACACCUCUCUUCCAGUCUGAUAAGAAAUUUGACUCUGGUUCAGGCUGGCCGUCGUUCUCCGAUGUGAUCGAUGAGGAGUGUGUGAUCCUGACAGAGGACUGCUCCCACGCCAUGCUCCGCACGGAGACCUGCUGCUCUCAGUGUGGCUCCCACCUCGGACACCUCUUUGAGGACGGCCCUCUCCCGACGGGACAGCGGUACUGCAUCAAUUCGGCCUCCCUGGACUUCCGGCCCAAGGAGGCCGCGCCGCCCGGAACGCCUGGGAAAAGCCCGGGAACGUCCUGAGCGGGCGAGCGGGAGCGGGGGCCGGUCCCAGAGGGGCACCGAGGGCCAGGUCCGCUCAGUCAGGGGUCGGGCGGACCUCCCUGGGGCCGCCGCAGGGUCUGUGGGGCCGGGUGGUUUCCACAGGUCCAUCGUCUUCAUUUCUCUUUGUGGACCCACCUCACACAGCCUGAGAAAUGAUCCUGUAAAAUCAUCCAAAAUCAGGUUUUGAGAAAAUUUAUUCCAAAGAUAUACAGUGUUAAAAAGAUGCCCUAUAUAUAUAUAUAUAUAU
Conger conger (European conger) is the source of this 1222-nucleotide messenger RNA. Its product is annotated as peptide methionine sulfoxide reductase MsrB-like. Gene Ontology annotation, biological process: protein repair; response to oxidative stress. Lineage: Eukaryota; Metazoa; Chordata; Actinopteri; Anguilliformes; Congridae. Bases 313 to 954 code for a protein of 213 amino acids. The record is from RefSeq and is a predicted model, not a curated record. The transcript has 7 exons. Gene Ontology annotation, molecular function: peptide-methionine (R)-S-oxide reductase activity. Gene Ontology annotation, cellular component: cytoplasm.